AGCAUCGAAAAUAACUGUUCCACGUCUCAUCAGCAAUAUCGCUCCAAGACAGCUGGCAAUUGACGGGACGUUUACAAACCUGCGGUAUCAAAGCUGUGUUUACGCUGUAAAAUAUUAGCAUUAACAUAAGAGAGGAUGUUUGUUAACCGUCUCAAUGAGACGUGUAGCCGUGAGUUGUUUUGUUUCCCAGAUAGUCCGUCAUAAUCUCUGACAACAAGCCAACGACUCCAGUGCUUCUUAGUCGUGUUGCGGAAAAGGGCCGUUUCCAACUAUCAUGGCUUUUGUGAGCCUCUUCUCUUGUACCCCAAACCCCGUUUUUGAUAUAAACAUGCCACGCUCAGGGGCAAAAAGGGAGGAUGGUGAACUGGAGGAUGAAGAAAUUGAUAAUGAGGGAGUUGAAAUUGAAGAAAAGAAAUUCGAAGUAAAGUCUGAAACUUCAAACAAAUGCAGAGAAAAGGAAGAGGUACAAGAAAAUAAUGACACAUUACUGCACUCUCAAAAGAGACACAGAAAAAUAAAAGAAAAGCAGAGAUCAAAACGAAGACGAAGGGACAGAGUAAAGCACCACUUGCCAUCCAGUGGCUCUAGCUCUGACAGUCAUGACUCUGACCAUGACCAUCAAGACAGACUUAAGAACAAGAAGGGCAAAGGCUUUUACAGAGACUAUGAUGGUCGGUUUGCACUGCAUGAACAGGAACAACUACCAAGCUUGACACAGUGUAAAAACAGUGAGAGUAAGGAGAAAUAUGAUUAUGAAGCAGAGCAGGCUGACUUUAGCGAGGAGCUGUCCAGAUACAAACUUGCAAAAGAGUUGACCACAUCAAGCCAGGGCAAAUCAUGGAACCCCAAAAUACAGGCAAAGAAAUCCAGUGUAAAAGGCCAGCAGUUUUGUAGUUUACAGGGUCGAGGGCAUGGUGGAGGUUGUGGGGGUAGGGGUCGUGGUGUUCAAACCAAAAAUAAGAAAAAGAAGUGCAAGAACUUGGGACGGGAGAGGGGCAGAGCGGAAGAAAUCAAAGAAGGUCAAAAUAGAACAAAAGUGGAAGCACAAAGUCAACCAAAUAUCCAGAAGAAACGUCCAUUUAUGAGCCAGCAGUUUAUCUGUCAGCACACCUUUGAGCACAAUGGGAGAAACAUCUGUAAAUAUUUUAUUGAGGGUAGAUGCAUUAAAGGGGAUCUGUGCAAGUUUGAACAUGGCAAUGUUGUUCCAGAAAAGAAGAAGGAACUGUGCAAGUUCUAUGUCCAGGGAUGCUGCACUAAAGGCGAAAGCUGCAUGUACAUGCACAAUGAAUACCCAUGUAAGUUCUUCCACACGGGAACGAAGUGCUACCAGGGAGGCUACUGCAAAUUCUCCCAUGAUCCUUUAACUAAUGUUACGAAGGAGUUGUUGGACAAGGUCUUGAAAACAGAUGGAGAACAUACCAACGAUUUUAAGCGGGAUCUGGAGGACCCAAAAAAGCAGGGUAUAUUUACUUUACCGAAUCCUUCUGGUGUGGGGCUACCACUAACAUGUGAGUCAGAAAGCCCCCAAGAUGGGAGCAAAAAAAUCCCCUCCUUAUUUGGUAUUAAGGUCCAGUCAACUGUGGGCUUGGCACAAAAGAUUGCUUUGAAGCCCAAUUUCUACAACUGUACAUCUCCUCCCUUGGAACAGUUUCAGGGAAGUAGAAGCUCUGCUCAAUUCAGCAAUGCACCAGGGGACACGCAGGCAGUAAAAAUGAUGUCACCAAGCCACAGUCAUUCUCUAGUGGCACCUCCAGGUUCUCCAGGAAGCAUGACUUCAUGUUCUUCCCUCUACUUACCAGGCAUUUUUCAGAGCCCAAAAAGACAAGCAAAACCCCUAGGCUUUGGCUUGAGCACUCCUGUGUCACCUACUCCACUUUCAAAUCAACCCACAAUCCAUCAGAAUAACAGUCCUCAGAGAAACCAGCAAGAAACUCAGGUCCAGCCUGUUUCUGGCAUGCAGAUGCCCUCAGAGCUUUUUAAAAACUUGUUCACCAUUCACUCCCUUGGACUGUCAGAAGAGGGCCAGUCAGGGUCCAUGCAAGACUCCCAGCAAAACCAGGGAAACAGUACAGAGUUCUGCAGUGGUAUGCAGCGUUUCCUACCGGCUGUACAGAAAGCUUUGCUGUUACACUUUAACCAGAGUCAACAGGACUCUGAGUUCCAUGGACCUCAUAAAAAGCACCCUAUUUCUCCUACUAAAAAAGAAAAAGUUCAUACAACAAAUUGGAAUUCGAGUGAUGAAGAUGGCAGCAGUGUUUUAAAGACCCUGAAAAAGCAGGACAAAAUGCUGAAAGCUCAACACUCCCAGGCUCAUGUUCAACAUUUUGUUAUGGACCCCAGGCUUUACAAGAAAAGAGCUCUUCCUGCUAAUUCCUGUGUAAUGACCAACUUUGGACAGCACAUACUAGACACUGGUAAAGAUGAUAAGACUAUUAUUGACCCGAGACAGACCAAAGAUCCCUAUAUGACAAAACCUGUGAGCUUGUCGAAGGUGGAUUCCCACCACAGCCUGCCUCAAAAGCCUUCUGCUACAGAGGAAGAUGAGGAGGAGUGGAAGCUGAGGGAUCAGACUGCCCUGAUACCACUAGAUUCUCGUCCGGGAGCCUCACUGCAGGACCCUCGUUGUCAGAUUAAACAGUUCAGCCACAUUCGGGUGGACUUCUUUCUGCAGCGACCAGCCUUUGCUCACAGUGUGGUUUGGGCACCUGAGGACCUUAUCCCACUAAUGAUUCCCAAAAAGGAACUCUCCAUUAAUCUGCCUCUAUCCCCCCUAAUUGCAGAUGCCCAGCUUAAUCAUAGGCAAUCAAGCUUGUCAGACCGUACUUUCUUGUCUGCCCGGAAUACAUUAAACACCAGCUUAUCUGCUACUCACCUUAGUGAAGAUGUAGAUGGAUUAGGCAUCACCACUGGGAUGACUCGGGAGCAUCCAGACAAACCAACAAAUCCUCUGACUCACAAAGUGUUGGAUCCCAGAAUUAAUCGGUCAGGGAGCCUUGACUCAAAGAGGCCUGCUAAUAGAGAAGGCUGCUCUAGUUUAGGGAUUGCAGAUCCUCUACUACAAAGAAGUGCAGCUCACCAGACUACCACUUUAGCUAAGCUUGAUACUGAUAAGCCUCCCCCAUAUGUACCUCAUCUGGCAUCUUCUGCAUCAAAUAUUGAACUGAGAAGCCCCACCACAUUGCUUGGGGCUGUCAGCUUAUAUGAUCCUCGAAUCCACACUUUGCUCUCCCCAAAUCAGGAGACAAAGAAGCUCUGGAAAAAGGAAGAAAUGCUAAAACAGUCUGUAAAAUGUAAGAGCCUCCUUUUUCCGCAGGUCUUAUCCACACCACAAGAAGCAUCUGAACAGGUGGCCAAUGAUUCAAACAAAAAAAUUCAGACCAAUGACAGUCAGUUAUACGUGGCAGCACCUGUCAUGCACAACCUGCCAGUCAAGCCGCUGGCAGGGCUCAUACGCCCAGCUUUCACAGAUGCCCCACAAAACAGACCAAGUAAUCAAGCUGCCAGAGUGCAGGAGGAGGAGGAUGAAAAGAAAGAUGUAAAAGAAAAAGAGAAGAGAAACAUCCUGUUAAGGGAUGUGUUUAAGACCUUUGACCCAACCGCAUCACCAUUUUGUCAUUAAACACUGCUGAACACUGAUUGAAUCAUUUUAUCUUUGCCAAGCAUUUUCCUGGUAUCUCACUAAUUGUUUGAAACAGCAAGACAGAUGCAACAAACAAAUUGACAAGAACACUUGCCUUUCUUGUGCGGGGAGCUUGCUGAACAGCACUAUUUUACAGGCUACAUUACAUUAAAAUUGUACUUUAUUGAUAUUGAAAGAUCGUACGUCAUUUGCAACUUUUUAAAGAAGUGUGCUUUAAAUUAAAUGGCCAAAUAGUGACUUUU
Messenger RNA from Trichomycterus rosablanca, 3882 nucleotides. Its product is annotated as zinc finger CCCH domain-containing protein 6. Gene Ontology annotation, cellular component: nucleus. Gene Ontology annotation, molecular function: metal ion binding; RNA binding. NCBI's taxonomy places the organism in Eukaryota, Metazoa, Chordata, Actinopteri, Siluriformes, Trichomycteridae. The transcript is spliced from 13 exons. Gene Ontology annotation, biological process: negative regulation of DNA-templated transcription. Bases 275 to 3619 code for a protein of 1114 amino acids. The record is from RefSeq and is a predicted model, not a curated record.